GAGGUACCGCACGUGCAGCCCGCAGAGAACCUCUCGGUGCCUUUCACCGAGCUCGAGAUACGAGGGACCUUCAAGCACGCCAUCAUGACCACCGUGAUCGUCAGCGGGCUGUCGCAGGGUGUCCUGUAUGCCGCCGCGGACACCGUGUUCGUGCAGGCGCCGAUGCAGUUCUUCAAGAGGGACUAUCCUGGAUCGCACAUGGUGGUCACCGCAAACAACGUCAUGAAGGAGAACCCUGAGACGUGCACGGACGUGGCCGACAAGUACGAGAAGGCCGAGGCCGGCCAGCUCCGCGACCGCCUCCGCAUCUACCGCCGCAGCCUCACGGGCGAGGAAGACUCGGCGCGCUUCGACAUCAACAGCGGGCUGAUCUUCGCGCAGAACUCGCCCGGCACGGCCGACGUGAUGCUCAGGUCUUGGAUGCUCCUGGUGACCAGGGGCAGCGCGGAGAACACGCAGCACUGGGCUCUGCAGCAGGCGAUACAGGAGCUUCCU
Prorocentrum cordatum is the source of this 495-nucleotide messenger RNA. The record is from the annotation of a GenBank genome assembly. Lineage: Eukaryota; Dinophyceae; Prorocentrales; Prorocentraceae.